Centropristis striata (black sea bass) is the source of this 5058-nucleotide messenger RNA. It is a transcript of the gene dis3l2, whose product is annotated as DIS3 like 3'-5' exoribonuclease 2. NCBI's taxonomy places the organism in Eukaryota, Metazoa, Chordata, Actinopteri, Perciformes, Serranidae. Gene Ontology annotation, biological process: miRNA catabolic process. Gene Ontology annotation, cellular component: exosome (RNase complex); P-body. The transcript is spliced from 21 exons. The coding region runs from base 202 to 3345 and encodes 1047 amino acids. The record is from RefSeq and is a predicted model, not a curated record. Gene Ontology annotation, molecular function: RNA binding; 3'-5'-RNA exonuclease activity.
AUGGCCCCAAACGCCGAAGGGUUAACGUUUCUGUGCGUUCAGCUUAUUCCAACAUUUCCGACAGCACACAAAGGCAGCAUGACUGUAACCAUUCAUGACGACGGAGGAAGUGAACGUAUCAGCUAGCAGUUUGCUUUGAACAACAGCUAAGUUACAUAGCUUACACGCAGUGAAACAGACAGUAUCUUCAAGGAUUGCCAUAUGGAUUCUCCUCGGCAAUCAAAGAACCGGAAUCGGGAGCCAAAGCGCGGCCAUAAUCAGUCAAGCACUCCUCCUCAGAAAGAUGCCUAUGCCAGGCUCCUCAGCCAGCACUGCAGCAGCAAAUUCAGUCUGUAUCUAGAGCAAUAUGCAAAAGACACAGCGUUUCAGAGGGAAGGAAAUGGGCCAAGCACACAGCUUAAAGCCCAGAGUGACAGGCUGAACAUACCACAACGAAAAAGGGACCAAGUGCCCAAUGAUUUCUCUGAUUCCAGUGACUUCUCCCCCUCUUCAAUGAAAAGUAAAGAAGAGGAGAGUUCUCUGUCUUUGUACAUGGAGAAACUAAGCAUGCGCAGUGCUCAGCAGGACUGUGAAAGGAAGCAGGGUGUGCCUGACAGACAGCGAUGGGGACAGAGAAGGGACACCGCCACCAGCCAAGAUGGAGACGUCGAGUCUGGCGAGGAACUCUCUUUGAAACCGAAGGACUCAAAGAAACACCAGAAACAGCAGAAGAAAAACAAGGAAUCAAAAGAGACAGAGUCUUUCAUUGGACGCCCCCAGUCUCCAAAGAACGCCGGUACAAGUGGACAGGAGCAAGAGAAGAUGAAAAAGUCAAAGAAAAAAAAUCCCCCAAAGCAGCCAGAGGAGCUGAACAACACAGAAGAGGCAUUUAAAUCUGGGGUUGACACUCAGAUGUCAAGGCCAAAAUCCCCUCAUGGUAAAGACAGAAAACUGCUGCAGCCCAGAGCUUCAAGUUCCAAUUCUCCUGCUGACAAGAAUAGGAACAAAGGAGGCAGAGGAUCAAAGAAACAAGUGUUUGAAUCCUACAUGACACUUGAGGAGGUUUCCCAUGGCCUGAAAAGAGGAGAACUCAUUCAGGGGCAGUUAAGAAUCAACCCAAAGAAAUACCAUGAAGCUUUUGUCCCAUCUCCUGAUGACACGCGUGAUAUCUUUCUGGAUGGGAUUGUAGCUCGCAACAGAGCACUGAAUGCAGACAUAGUGGUGGUGCAAAUCCUCCCUCGGGAGCAGUGGAAGGUUGUGAGGUCGGAUACUGACUGUGAUGGCGCCAGUGAGUCAGAAACCCAGAAAGAAAACAUGGUGCAAAGAGCACAGAAGAGGCCUGAUGUCAUUGUGGAAGACCGGGGUAGCGACCAGGAUGACAUCAUCCGCAAAGUGCAGAGUACCACCCUCACUGACACAGGGGAACCUCUGGAAGACCCCUCAACCCCACGGCCCAAUGGGGAAAUACUCCAAAAGACUGCUAAAGUGGUGUACAUCGUUGAAAAGAAGCACUCUAGAGCUGUGACAGGCUUCCUGAAAUUCCUCCCAGAUAAGCCUUUUGCCAUGUUCUCCCCUGUGGACCACCGGGUGCCACGGAUCAACGUUCUCCUCGGCAACUGCCCCGAAGACUUCACCUCCCGUCCAGGCGACUACACCAACACCUUGUUCAUCUGUCGGAUCACCAACUGGGCAUCUGACAGCAACUUUGCUGAAGGUCAACUUGCUAAGACGCUGGGUCAGGCUGGAGAAAUCGAGCCAGAGACGGAGGGCAUCCUGAUAGAGUACGAAGUGGAUUUCUCUGAGUUCUCAGAUGAGGUGUUGGACUGCCUACCUAAGAACCUGCCCUGGACCAUCCCACCUGAGGAGAUGAGUAAGAGGAGAGACUUGAGGAAGGAGUGUAUCUUCACCAUCGACCCUGCUACCGCCAGAGAUCUGGAUGAUGCUCUGUCCUGCAAACUGCUCCCCGAUGGAAACUUUGAGGUGGGAGUUCACAUUGCUGACGUGACCUAUUUUGUGACGGAGAACAAUGCUCUGGAUGCCAUCGCCAGCCAAAGAGCAACUAGUGUGUAUAUGGUUCAAAAGGUGAUCCCCAUGUUGCCCAGGCUGCUGUGUGAGGAGCUGUGCAGUCUGAAUCCUCUCACCGACCGACUCACUUUCUCUGUCAUUUGGAAAAUCACACCAGAGGGGAAGAUCCUGAGUGAGUGGUUUGGCCGAUCUGUCAUCCGCUCCUGCAUCAAGCUGAGUUACGACCACGCACAGAGCAUGAUCGAGGCCCCUGAGAAAAUGUUCUCUGCUGAGGAGCUGCCACCUUCAGACCCCGUGCACCCCAUAGAUGAGAUCCACCAGGCUGUGCUCAACCUGCACUCUAUUGCCAAGAACCUCCGAGCUCAACGUUUCUCAGGAGGAGCCCUCCGACUGGACCAGUUGAAACUGUCUUUCACUCUGGACAAAGAGACCAUGAUGCCUCAAGGCUGCUAUGUUUACCAGUAUAGAGACAGUAACAAGUUGGUAGAGGAGUUCAUGUUACUGGCUAACAUCGCCACAGCCCACCACAUCUACAAAAAAUUCCCCGAGCUGGCCCUGCUCAGACGCCACCCUCCACCCAAGGCCAAGAUGGUGGAUGAGCUGCAGGAGCUUUGUGACCAGUUGGGAAUCGACAUAGAUUUCUCCUCUGCAGGAACAUUGCAUAAGAGUCUCAACACUGCUCUUGGUGAUGAUGAGUAUACCACUGCCAGAAAAGAAGUCCUCACCCACAUGUGCUCCAGACCCAUGCAGAUGGCGUUGUACUUCUGUACAGGUCAAAUUAAGGAGGAGAAGCUCUUUAAGCACUACGCCCUCAACGUUCCUCUCUACACUCACUUCACAUCACCCAUCAGACGAUACGCUGACAUCGUCGUCCACCGGCUGCUGGCUUCUUCACUGAAUUGUGGGCCUAAUUUGGGGCUGGGGCUAAAAGAAGUCCACAAACAGUCAUCACACUGUAAUGACAAGAAGACUCUGUCCAAGAGAGUCCAGGAGCUCAGCUCGGAGCUCUUCUUUGGAGUGUUUGUGAAGGAGUGUGGCCCUCUGGACUCUGAGGCCAUGGUGAUGGGGGUGCUGGAUCAGUCCUUCGAUGUGCUGGUUCUCCGAUACGGAGUGCAGAAACGCAUCUACUGCAAGUCUGUUGCGGGCCUGGACACAUUCCACCAUCGCAAGGUGGGGAAGAAAUCCGAGCUGACUCUAAUCUGGACACCAGAGGACCAAGAGAAAGCUCCAGUAGAGCAGAUCAUUUCCAUCUUCACGUUAGUGGAGGUGCAGCUCAAAGCAGAAGGUGCACCCAUGAAAUACAGCGCAGUGCUCAAGAGGCCCGAGCUGAACGAGUCAUAAACGAGCUGCAGAGUGCACGAACUUGUGUACGAAAAAAAAGGAAUUGCACAUUUUCUUUUGUUGAUUGGUAGAAGUAGUUAGUAGUAGUUUAGAAACAGUAUUACUGUGGUGUGCAGGGAGUCACUGAUCAGGUCAGAGUCAGAUUUAAAUAGAAUUUUCCACCAAGGCCCUUUCCAGUGUUUCCACUGUUAGCCCAUUUAAUACAAAAAAACAGAACACGUACAUGAUGACUUUCCAUUUUCCAAAGUGUGUUAUUGUGUUUGAUAUUUUGGGUUCGCUAUCAAAGGAAGUUGCCUUUGUUUACAUUAAUUCUGGUACUACAGAUUCAUAUUUAUAGAUCUGCGAUAUGGACCCAGGUAUAGGGUAUGAAAGAUAAUUGGUAUUCUUACAAAAUUUAUAUAAAACAAUGAUUGUAGUAAGUGGUUUAAAACAUGGAAACACUGAUGUUUAAAUUUAGGCUUCUAGCAUCUCACUAAUGGGCACAGUAAUUAAUGCAAUUGUACACAAGCCCCGGGAGGCAAGUGAGAAGUGUUUCAUAGAAAAAGACAUUUAGAAAAAUGAUGCUUUCAAAACAUUUUUUUCUGUCGCCUUUUCUCAAUUCAUAAACACAGGAACACAGGAGAGGAAUAAUUUAGACCAGACUUGGAUAAUGAAAGAGCAGAAUUUUCUUUUUUCUCACAUGCCUCUGCGGGCUUUCAUAAAAUUCAGUGGAUAAAUUUCAAUUGAAUCGUGACCUGGGUCUGACAGUGAAAGAACCAAGGCAGCAGUUUUAUUUUGCUGUUGAUUAAUUGACCUUUAUGAGGACCGUUUUGGUGUGAUUUAACUGUUGUAUACAGUCUAAUAUAUGAAAGCUGAUUUUCAGUUUAAUGUCACUGACUCGUUUUCCCCCGAUUUUAAGAUUGAGGACAUACAUUUAUUUGUGUUAGCAAAGCAAUAGAUAUAUAUCACACUACUGACAUUUACUCUUAUGUCUGGCUACAGUGGCUGUAAUAUAACUUGUUGUGGUCAGAGUGAAGCUUCAUGCAUCAAAUAGUAAAAAUGUAGCAGUAAAAGUAAAGUAAAACCUUUGACUACAGGGCAGGUGUAUUAACAUCUGCAAUAACAGCUACCACAUGUCAUCUCUGACUUUUUACAUUGUUGUAUGUAUUUAUAGUGUUUUAUACAGGCAAGAGAAUGAAGGGCCUCCUCAGGUCCGUCAUGUCUCAGCCAUGAGCACAUAGGACUUUUCAUUUGAUUUAAACUCUUACAAAUAGGGACUCACAUAAGAGCUCACAUAUUGUUCUGAACUGAGGCACGCUCUCUGUAUUGAUAUAUACAUUUUAAGUGUGCAAGACAGGCCAAAGCUGAAUCAUUUCUCAACUCGUUGUUUUUAAUGACUUGAAUGUGAAUUGCUGCUGGAGGUGGUUGGUGGCCUUAAGAUCUUGAUUAAUUUUAUGUCUGUUCUUUUGCUCUGGAGAACUUCAAACUAUUGUUUGUGGGUUGUUGUUGUUUUUUAUCUCAGACUUGAUUUGCGCCACACAAAUUUUUUAUGAACCUCAUUUAUAUCAACUGUGAAUCUCAGCCUUAAUUUAAUCACAUGGUAAAACAAAUUUUUUUGUGAAGCUAUACAUUUUUAAAUGGUUGUGGCCCACCCUUUUUUGCUUUAACCGAAGCCUAGUCUAUAUGAACAAGGGUAUAUUUUUAAAUGUAGCUUUUUGUGUGUGUGUUUUUCGG